AUCCUGUACUAUCUUGUGUCAGCUGGUGCGGCAGGGUCCUGUCCUUCUGAGUAACUGAUUGAUAGACUGAGGAAAGUCCAAUGAGGCUGGAGUUUGAGCACAGACUCCCUCCACUCAAGAGCUGCAAUUGUUAUUAACUUCAAAUCCACUGUAUCCUGCAUUACUGAGGAGAUUGUUUCUACAGUUUAUAUAUUUGCAGUGUUAUUUGACUAUUAUUUGUAGAAGCAUGGCCAAGCUUGUGGAGUGUGUGCCAAAUUUUUCCAACGGACAAAGUAAAAUGGUCAUUGAUGCCAUCGCUGAUGCCAUUUCACAAACUGAAGGCUGCUCACUAUUGGACGUGGAUCCUGGCCAGUCCACUAAUCGGACAGUUUACACAUUUGUUGGCUCCCCAGAGGCUGCAGUGAAUGGGGCAUUGAAUGCUGCUCAGGUGGCCUUCCAACUCAUCGACAUGGUGACACACAAAGGGGAACAUCCCAGACUGGGCGCUUUGGAUGUGUGUCCCUUCAUCCCAGUGCGUAACGUCCACAUGGAGGAAUGUGUUCGGUGCGCAAAUGAGUUUGGGAAACGGCUUGCGGAGAAGCUGGAAGUACCCGUCUAUUUGUAUGGAGAAGCAGCUCGUGAUGAGCGUCGCAGAACACUGCCCAGCAUUCGAGCUGGUGAAUAUGAAGGGCUACGGGAAAAGUUGCAGAAUCCUGACUGGGCUCCUGAUUUUGGUGCGGCGACCUUUGUUCCACGCUGGGGAGCCACGGUAACUGGAGCACGGAAUUUCCUCAUCGCGUACAAUAUCAACCUCUUGAGCACAAAGGAGCAAGCUCACCGCCUCGCACUCAACAUCCGAGAGCAGGGCCGAGGGAAGGACCAGCCAGGACGUCUGAACAAAGUGCAGGCUAUUGGUUGGUACUUGGAAGAGGCCAAUAUUGCCCAGGUGUCCACGAACCUGCUUGACUUUGAGGUGACUGCACUGCACACAGUAUUUGAAGAAGUUCGUAAGGAUGCCGAGGAUUUGGACUUGCCUGUGGUGGGCUCUCAGAUUGUAGGCCUCAUCCCACUGAAAGCCAUGAUGGAUGCUGCAGAAUUUUACAUGAAGAAGGAAAACCUGUUUAUUCUGGAGGAGGAGCACAAAAUCCGAUUGGUCAUAAGCCGUCUGGGGCUGGAUUCUCUUGCUCCUUUCAAUGCUAAGGAAAGGAUAAUUGAGUACAUGGUGCGGGAUGAGAAGGAGGAGGGCUGCCUGGUUUCUUUGCCUUUGCAGGAAUUUAUCCAGAGCGUCGGAGCACGGACUGCAGCCCCUGGGGGAGGUUCUGUUGCUGCUGCCGUGGCUGCCAUGGGCGCGGCACUCGGCUCGAUGGUUGGGCUAAUGACCUACGGGAAGCGACAGUUUGAACAUCUGGAUGGAACGAUGAGGAGACUGAUAGCUCCAUUCCAUCACGUCAUGGCUGAGCUUAUCUCUCUGGUGGAUGACGAUUCCAACGCAUUCAACAGCUACAUGGCUGCCCUCAAGAUGCCCAAAUUGACAUCAGUGGAACGAGAAAGGCGUGAGGCAGCGAUGCAGGAUGGCUUGAAGAAGGCUGUCCUGGUCCCACUGGCCUUGGCGGAGAGAGUGACCAGCCUCUGGCCACACCUACGAGAGAUGGCAACGUUUGGAAACAUUGGCUGCAAAUCUGAUCUGCAGGUUGCUGCCAAAGCCCUGGAGCUGGGAGUGUUUGGGGCCUUUUACAACAUCAUGACAAACCUCAAGGACAUCAAAGAGGAAGAAUUCAAUGCCAAGACUCGGCAGAAGGCCUAUGACCUCCUGGAACAGGCUAAAUGGAACACACUGCAAGUUUUGGAGCUGAUCGAUAAACGAAAAGAGUUGGGAAAAGAGUGAGAAACCAGACAGCAGCUGCUGAGAUUCUUUUGAGGCACCUACUGUAAAUCCAUUGAAGCUUUCUUCAGUAGCUGCCCAACUCAUUGGGUACGUCCCCAAUUCAAGUGUCCGUGGGCAUCAGCAGAGGUGAAUAAAGAAAAACAUUGCUCAUAA
Molecule: messenger RNA, 2017 nt
Organism: Pristis pectinata (smalltooth sawfish)
Lineage: Eukaryota; Metazoa; Chordata; Chondrichthyes; Rhinopristiformes; Pristidae
Gene: ftcd
Product: formimidoyltransferase cyclodeaminase
Exons: 14
Coding region: 227-1864 (545 amino acids)
Molecular function (GO): folic acid binding; transferase activity
Source: RefSeq, a predicted model, not a curated record